CAGCCACCCAACCCAUCUUAAAGGACCACCCUGCAAGUCGCUCCCAUAAAAAUUUUAACAAGUCCCCUAUAAGGAAGGCACGUGUGCGUCUCGCCGUGCCCCCGUGCCCACUCCGCGCGUCACCCGGCCACGCGCGGCCUGCGCAGCCGCGAUCACCGCGCGCACCAUGUCCGCGCACCUCGCCAUCUCCCACCAAUCUUAUUUCAUCAACCAGGAACAAUUAAAUCGCUAUGAAAAUUUAUUCUUCACGCGAGGGAAAGAGACUUUAAGUUACGAUGAACUUCACUCCAUUUUCUGGCCACAUCCCGACAGCCGCGGCGAUCCCUAGUAUCCACCAAUUCGCCGCAAAAUUUGGCUAUGAAGGAGCUGGAAGUACUUCGAGCGGCGUGCUGCAGGAGACAAGAUAUCAGACUCCUGGAAGUGGAUCCGGAGUUCAGUUCGCUGUGGCACCAGCUUCCAGUAGCGUUGCACUAGAUGGUGUAAAAUUUCGACAAGCUGAGAGUGUGGUUGUGGUUAGCAGCGCUCAACCUGGGACAGUAGCACUUGCUGGACUAGCCCCUAUUCACACAGUUAACACUGGCGUGAAAUACCAAACUAUAUCUGCUUCUACAUCAUCUGUGAAUCUUGGCAAUAUCACGUACGGCGGACAAGCUAGCUAUGUCCAGACAGAAACUGUGCAACAGCAGCUCAAAGCGGAACAGAGAACUGACAAAAGGGAGUAUCGAGAGGAGUUACACCAUGACCUUAUGGCUACCAUGAUGCACCAGCAUCAAGUGACUCAAGCAACACCCAUCCAGCAAGGCACGCAACAGUUAUUAGUAGUUCUACACGAGCCUAAAGAAGCAGCGGCCCUCGCGCGCGCUAUCAAGCAGGAGGGCAGGCCCGAGCGAGCUGCCGCUACGGCGCCAGCGGAAUUCAUUAGUAUCGGUGACGUGACCGACGCGUCCACGUGGCAGUCGCUUGGUGGUGGGGUGGCCGACUACCUCUCCUCUUUGCCUUUGCCACUUCAUCAUCUGCUCAAAUAUUCCACUCCUGCCGCCAUCAGUGAUGGCAAAAGGGAUGACCAGCCGACUAUAAUUACCGCUGUCAAUGCUAACUCUUUGAAUGCCGUGCCUAUUGCUACGGUACGCGAGACGCAGAUGCCACCAAAUUCAGUGAAUAGUGUAGUGGUGCAAACUGCUACUAUUGUCAACCAGACGAUAAACACGAAUAAUAUAGCAAUAUCGAAGAAAAAGAAGAAGAAGAAAUUUAUCAAGGAGAAGAAACAGCGACCAAAACCAGGGGAAAUACGACUAACCACUGCAUUAGAUGGCAGUACGCUAUAUUGCUGCCCUGAAUGUCACAUGGCCUAUCCAGAGCGUGGAAUGUUGGAGCAACACUUGGUCGGUCACACCAUGGAGAGAAGGUUUAUAUGUGACAUUUGUAAUGCGGCAUUGAAAAGGAAAGACCACCUCACCCGACACAAGCAGUCGCAUAACCCGGAACGACCACACGUGUGUUCCGUGUGUCUCAAAGCGUUCAAGAGGAAAGAACAACUGACAUUGCAUUUCGUGAUCCAUUCGGGUGAGAAAAGACAUAUCUGCAACGAAUGCGGGAAAGGGUUCUAUCGCAAAGACCACCUCCGCAAGCACACGCGGUCCCACAUAGCGCGGCGCGUGAAGGCCGAGCUGUCCCAGCAGGGCUCGAGCUCACCGCCGCUAGCGCAGCCCGUGCCGGCACCUGCGCCCUCUUGACCGGACGACGAUAAGCACGAUCUCCUCACGCUAAUACAGGCUACCAAGGACGCCUUCUGAAUUCAACGGAGUAACAAUGAUCGGAAGUUAAAAAUAAGGGCGCGAUCCAACAUGGAGGUUAAGUAAAAAUUGGUAAAACGGGGUGAAUAGAACUCAAAGUACUAAAAAUUUAAUAAUUAGACUAGGCAUUGUUGGUGGGUUCGUUGGGGUGAAAAGCCUUUCUCGAUACAAAAGUCCGUAAAUCACAGUACGACGCCAGCAACAUCUAUUUAAAAUUUCAUCAUAUACCAUUUGAGCAAAUUACCGCAAUAAAAAGUAGCCUAUGUAUUAAUCCAAGAUAUGGUCUACUCCUGUGCCAAAUUUCAUACAAAUCCGUUCAGUAGUUUCUACGUUUACUCCUAACGAACAUACAGGCAUUUUCACAAACUUUUGCAUUUACAAUAUUAGUACGAUUAAGAUAAUAGUAGUAAGAUUUGGUAAAGCGAAUCAAAAUUAAUAAUUAAUUUUGUUUAGAAUGAGUAGAAACGUUUAUAUUUGCUUUAUUAUAGUUGCUUCAACUUUGGAAUAAUAAAUUUCGUUUAUCGCACCAAGUCCUAUUCACUCCGUAUUAUAAGUACUUAAGUACUAAAAACAUGUAAUUAUGUAGAUUUUAUCAUUUUUAUAACGAGUCAGACGUAUCGAUAUAGCGGGUUGAAUCUUUUAUCUUAUAUUAUAUUUUUUGUGAUGAAAGUAUCUAAAUAUUAAUUUAUUCUGUUUAAUGAUUGUUAUUGACCUCUAAAAGAGUUUUAUUCGUUUAUCGAUAAAUUGUUUAUAUUCAAAAUUCGUUUAUUUAUAAAAAUAUUUUUGGGAUUUUAAUGUUUUAUUAGUUUAAAUGUUUAUAAAUUGUAAUGGACAGUUGUUGUAUUUUAGUUGUAAAAAUAUAGUCGUAAGUGACUUGAACGUUUUGUCAGUUAGACUGGAAGAGAUGCGACGCAUGAUUGUGGAUGGAUUUAAUGGCAAGUAGUUAUAUUUCCAAAAGCGAAGCUUUGGCCAUAGAAAAAGGAAAAAUAUUUGUUACAGAAAACAUACCUGAAAUACCACAUCCUUCAUGGUCUAUGGAUUGAUAAAAAUAUUGAGUCAUUGUAUUAUUUCCGAGGGAAUAAAGGCAAUUGAUCAAAUAUAAGAGUAAUACUUGUCACUGCCAAGGAAGUAUAGAAGAAAUAAAGGAUCUCGUAGUUCGUAUAAAUUUUUACCUUAGCGGCGAAUCGCAGGUCAUAGAUAAAACAUAUUCGAUUAUAUAAAUAAAACAUAUUUUUAUAGAUAAUAAAAGUUCAUAUUGAUUAAAAAUGGGGAAUAGUACAAAAAACUGUGCAACAUUUCGAAAGAGCGAUUUCUUUGGAUUCUUUGCUCUAAUCAUAGUCGAAGCAAUAUUAGCUUAACAUAAAGCAAUAAUUAUACAACAAAAUAGACAAUGCUUUUCACUUCUUUUACGAAGAGAUUUGUAAUUUUAGAUAAUAUCUCAUCAGUAAAUCGUUUAAAUUUUACACAUGUAAACAAUUCAGCAAUUUUUUUUUUUCAUAGUGCUUCCAAUUUUCAUGUUUAAUCUUUCAUAAUAAACAUUUC
Molecule: messenger RNA, 3335 nt
Organism: Manduca sexta (tobacco hornworm)
Lineage: Eukaryota; Metazoa; Arthropoda; Insecta; Lepidoptera; Sphingidae
Product: chorion transcription factor Cf2
Exons: 9
Coding region: 276-1733 (485 amino acids)
Biological process (GO): regulation of transcription by RNA polymerase II
Cellular component (GO): nucleus
Molecular function (GO): DNA-binding transcription factor activity, RNA polymerase II-specific; RNA polymerase II cis-regulatory region sequence-specific DNA binding
Source: RefSeq, a predicted model, not a curated record